GUUUAGUUUUGCUGACAUAAAUACCCGAAUAUUCUCUCUAAUUUACAACAGAACGACCUGAAAAGGCAAAAGCUACCUACUUUCUUCCCGGAAUCGAAAUGUUCCCCUGAAGCUGAAAAGGCGCUUUUAUACCAAUUCCCGUUGCCUGUUUCAUCCCUGAGCUAUUCGGAAAAAAUGGUAGUUUUCCUGGGAAUUAUGGCUCGGCCUCACCCGCCGAAUCCUUCUUCCCUUCUCUAUAUCACCCGCUCCACCACCCGCCAAAUUUUCCCCAUUCGGAAAAAUGCUUCAUUUGCUGCCGUCCAACGAGAUAGGGUUCCCCGUUUCCACCGUUUCCUCCAGGCUUCUCUCCAUUCCAGUGCUAGCUCAGAAAAAGAUGCGGUUCAAGUGCCACCUCAGAAGCCUGAAAUUAUAUUUAUUGGGACGGGAACAAGUGAAGGAAUCCCGCGUGUGAGCUGUCUCACGCAUCCUACAAAGAUCUGUCCGGUUUGUUCAAAAGCCACAGAACCUGGAAACAAAAACAGGAGGCUUAAUACGAGCUUACUUGUUCGAUAUUCCAGGCCGACUGGAAAUUACAACGUUCUCAUAGAUGCUGGCAAGUUCUUCUACCAUAGUGCUCUAAGAUGGUUCCCUACUUAUGGGAUAAGAAAUCUUGAUGCGGUUAUUAUUACUCAUUCUCAUGCUGAUGCAAUUGGAGGUUUGGAUGAUCUUCGUGAUUGGACUAACAAUGUUCAGCCCCAUAUUCCAAUUUAUGUGGCGAAGCGUGACUUUGAGGUGAUGAAGAAGACUCAUUAUUAUUUGGUCGAUACUAGUGUUAUUAUUCCUGGCGCUGCUGUGUCAGAGUUGCAGUUCAACAUUAUAAACGAGGAACCUUUUACAGUUCAUGACCUUAAGAUUACUCCUUUACCAGUCUGGCACGGGAAGAAUUACCGUUCACUGGGAUUUCGGUUUGGCAAUAUUUGCUAUAUUAGGUAUGAGUUCUGCAAAUUUGCUUUAUUGCUAAGGAAAAACUUAGCUAAUCAUUCUUGGAUUGUUAUACAGUGAUGUCAGUGAAAUACCCGAAGAAACUUAUCCACUGUUGAAGGACUGUGAUCUUCUCAUUUUGGACGCCCUUAGGCCGGAUCGAUCUUCUUCAACACAUUUUGGACUUCCUAGGGCAUUGGAAGAAGUAAGGAAAAUUCAACCGAAGAAGACAUUUUUCACCGGCAUGAUGCACCUGAUGGAUCACGAAAAAGUGACUGAAGAUCUGGUGAAGUUGGGGGAAACUGAAGGACUUGAUGUGCAACUCAGUUAUGAUGGGCUUCGAGUGCCAGUAAACUUGUAGUCUUGCCAUUUCUGCAAACCUCAGACAUUAGUAAGGUAUUCAUUCAUUGAGAAACUUGUCAACUUCGAAAGUUUAAAGGGACAGAGGCCAUAAUGCAGUCUCAUGAAUAAUGCAUUAAAAUUUUGAAGGGUGCAAUAAAUAAAUUAACAAUGAUACCCAUUGUGUAUUAAUCUGAAGUAGUACACUUAAAGAAGACUUAACAAAUUCCAUACCCCCGGGUCAACCAAUGAAAACAGACUACCCAAAAUUCAGAAAAUUGUGCUUGAAAUUUAUAAAUUACUUAAUUCUUAUCUUGAUAUUAC
Molecule: messenger RNA, 1623 nt
Organism: Oldenlandia corymbosa var. corymbosa
Lineage: Eukaryota; Viridiplantae; Streptophyta; Magnoliopsida; Gentianales; Rubiaceae
Source: the annotation of a GenBank genome assembly